Messenger RNA from Phyllostomus hastatus (greater spear-nosed bat), 2013 nucleotides. RefSeq names its product activating transcription factor 7 interacting protein 2 (gene ATF7IP2). The record is from RefSeq and is a predicted model, not a curated record. Lineage: Eukaryota; Metazoa; Chordata; Mammalia; Chiroptera; Phyllostomidae. The coding region runs from base 1 to 2013 and encodes 670 amino acids. The transcript has 11 exons. Gene Ontology annotation, cellular component: nucleus; transcription regulator complex. Gene Ontology annotation, biological process: regulation of DNA-templated transcription. Gene Ontology annotation, molecular function: transcription coregulator activity; protein binding.
AUGGCAAGUCCAGAUAGAAGUAAACGGAAGAUAUUAAAAGCAAAAAAAACAAUGCCUGCCAGUUGCCGGAAGCAAAUAGAGAUCCUCAAUAAGUCAAAGAAUGUUGAAGCACUGAAAACAGCAGCAAUUGGAAAUAAUGUGUCAAGUGAUAAUCAGAAUUCAAGUAUUGGUGUCAUAAAUAACAAGUGUAGACAUUCUGAAAAUGACGCUCCUUCUUUGGACUCUACCAAAAAUUCAAUAUGCUCGCAAAAAAGUAAUAUAGUUUCUCAGAAUGUAAUAAAACCACUAGAAUUUGGUUUGGAAACAAGAUUGCAGUACAUUGAAGAACAAGUUGUAUGCCUUUACCAAAAGCCAAGUAAACCAAUAGAAUCUCCCAGGAAACUGUCUACACAAGAUGCAAAAGAUUCACAAAACACUUCUGAAAACCAUUUUGAAUAUCAGGCAAAUGUAACAAGAUCCUUUUUUGAACAACACAAAGUGGAUUGUAAUCUGAAAUCCACUAGUGAUCCACGCAGUGUAUUGAGUGGUAUAGUUCAAAUGCCAGAGUCUACAGUAAUCAAUUCCUUGGAUGAUAAGAGAAUUGAUAAGAUGGUUUCCCAAUUAGAAACACAUUAUAAAAGGCAAAAUAACAUUUUGACUUUAAGUUCAGACACCCGUUUUGUCCCUGUUGAUAAAACACAUAUGGUGGUGAAUUCAAUCAUUUCUAGUAACUGUAUUGCUGACAGUUUGAAAGGUGAAGAAUCCUGUAGAGCCUGUCAUUCCAGCAUUUCAGAUUGUGAAAAUACAGACUCAACAUGGCUGUCAUCACUUGACACAGAUAGGAGUAACAGCCAUAAUCAAAAGAAGAGGAUGUUUUCAGAAAACAAAGAAAAUGUUAAGCGCAUGAAAACUUCAGAGCAAAUUAAUGAAAAUAUUUGUGUAGCUCUGGAAAAGCAAACAGCAUUGGUGGAACAGGUCAGACAUUUGAUUCAACAGGAGAUCUGUAGUAUAAAUUACAAACUAUUUGAUAACAAACUGAGAGAAUUGACCGAACGCAUUGGGAAGAUACAGUGCAGGAAUAAACAUGAAGCAAUAGCUGAUGAACUCAUCGCAAGAGUAGCAAAACUUCAAAAGUGUAUUAAAAAGAUAUUGUUAUCUCAAAGGAAUUGUUUGGAUCCAAACAUGUUACCCAGUAAUACAGACUGUAAGGUUGCAAAUUCAGAGACUUUAAAUUUGGAUAAGAACCCAGAGUCCAUUAAUAGUUCAGAUGAAAGAAAGACUUCUUUGAACUCUGCACCUUCUAACCCUUCUGAAAAAGCAAGUGAAAAGAUUGAUUUGUCACAGGAUCAUGAUGAGGCUGUUUCUGAAAGUAAUAAUGAUGAUGUUAUGUUGAUUUCUGUGGAAAGCCCUAGUUUGACAACACCAGUUACAUCAAAUCUAACAGGUUCUGGAAAAGUUACAUCAGGAAAUUCUAAUAAUUUACCUAAUGCUGAUACUGAAGCUAUAGAGAAAAAGAAAUUUGGUUCUGUGAUUGAUCUGACAAAAGAAGGCCUAUCAAACUGCAACACAGAAAAUCCAGUAUCCAUACUGGAGUCAUCUAUGAAAUCUGUUUCAAUCUCAAAAGAGACAACCCCAGUGACACAAAAUGCAGCCCAGGUUCUUGAGUCUUUUGAGCAUCUGCCACCUCUCCCAGCACCACCACCCCUACUGCCUGAACUGAUAGAAAAAAUUCAAGACACACUGCCUCCCCAGAAGCCUGAGCUCAAAGUGAAACGGGUGCUGAGACCCAAGGGCAUUGCCCUGACUUGGAACAUCACCAAAAUCAAUCCCAAGUGUGCUCCAGUGGAAAGCUACCACCUUUUCCUGUGCCAUGAGAACCCUACUAAUAAGUUGAUUUGGAAGAAAAUUGGAGAAAUUAAAGCUUUACCACUCCCAAUGGCCUGUACUUUAUCACAAUUUUUAGCUUCCAACAAAUAUUAUUUUCUGUCCAAUCAAAAGACAUUUUUGGACGAUAUGGAUCAUUUUGUGAUAUAA